UUAGAGAGAGAGAGAGAGAGAGAGAGAGAGCAACAGUUAAAAGAGUAGAGGAAGAAGAAAAGAAAAAUGGUGAAGAAAGAGGACUUCUUCUUCAACAAUAAUGCUCUUUCUGCAGAACAACAAGAAGAAGAAAACGAUCAUGGUGAUAUCUCUCGCUCUGACUUCCCUCCCAACUUUGUUUUCGGCGUCGCCACUUCUGCUUAUCAGGUUGAAGGAGCCUGCGAUGAGGGUGGUAGAGGUCCUUGUAUUUGGGAUGCCUUUACACACAUUUCUGGAAACGUUAUUGAUGGAAGCAAUGGUGACAUUGCAGUGGACCAGUAUCACAGAUACAAGGAAGAUGUUGAACUUAUAGCCAAGUUAGGAUUUGAUGCUUAUCGCAUUUCCAUAUCAUGGUCACGCAUCUUCCCUGAUGGCUUGGGAACCAAGGUCAACGAAGAAGGAAUUACUUAUUAUAAUAACAUCAUUAACUCUCUGCUUGAAAAAGGUAUCGAGCCUUAUGUGACUCUGUACCAUUGGGAUCUUCCCUUGCAUCUUCAUGAGACACUGGACGGGUGGCUGAAUAAGGAGAUUGUCAAAUACUUCAGUAUCUAUGCAGAUACCUGCUUUGCAAAUUUUGGCGAUAGAGUUAAAAACUGGAUUACGUUAAAUGAGCCCCUUCAAACUGCUGUGAAUGGUUAUGAUGUUGGAACAUUUGCUCCUGGAAGAAAAGAAAAACCAGAAACUGAACCAUAUUUGGCGGCACACCAUCAACUUUUGGCUCAUGCUUCUGCCGUUUCCAUAUACAAAAGCAAGUACAAGGAAAAACAAGGAGGAAAAGUGGGUAUGACUGUUGAUUGUGAAUGGGCAGAAGCUAACUCUGAUAAAAUUGAAGACAAAAUUGCUGCUGCAAGGCGCAUUGAUUUUCAGCUCGGAUGGUAUUUAGACCCAAUAUAUUAUGGAGACUAUCCCAAAGUCAUGCGCGAAAAACUUGGACAUCGACUCCCCAAAUUCACAGAGGAAGAAAAGGAGUUGCUUACAAAUUCUCUUGACUUUGUUGGUCUGAAUCAUUAUACAACAAGAUUUAUUUCUCAUGUAAAAGAAAGCCCUGAGGAAGGCGAUUUUUACAAAGCACAAACAAUGGAGAGAAUUGUUGAAUGGGAAGGUGGUGAGCUGAUUGGUGAGAAGGCCGCAUCAGAAUGGCUUUACAUGGUUCCUUGGGGAAUUCGAAAGGUUCUCAAUUACAUAGCCCGAAGAUACAACAAUCCCCCUAUUUAUGUUACUGAGAAUGGUAUGGACGAUGAAGAAAAUGAGACCUCUCCGCUGCAUGAAAUGCUAGAUGAUAAACUGCGAGUCGUCUACUUUAAGAGAUAUCUUGCUGCGGUUUCUCAGGCAAUAAAGGAUGGAGCGGAUGUGAGAGGACACUUUGCAUGGUCAUUGCUGGACAACUUCGAGUGGGCUCAAGGUUAUACCAAGCGCUUCGGCUUGAUCUAUGUCGACUAUAAGAAUGGCCUAACUCGCCACCCAAAAUCCUCGGCUUAUUGGUUCUCGCGCUUCUUCAAAGGCGGUGAAGGUAAAAAAAGCAAGAGUGACUGAAUUCUCAUGGAUGGAAUAACCGGCAAUUUUGUAUGCUUGGAGAUUGCAUUCUAGUUAUGGGGUUAGCUUCCUGGUUUAUAUUGUAUCCUGGUUCAUUAUUGUAUUGUAUCUUUUAUUAGUAGCCUGCCUUGCUUUCCACGGUAAAUUGCAAAUGGCUUUGUAAUAACCCUUUUGUUAAAGAUAAAAGUUCAGGAGGUGAUUCUGAGACCAUUAUUUGUCAAAAUAAAUAAGAUGAAUGCGACGUUCUCAUU
Molecule: messenger RNA, 1823 nt
Organism: Morus notabilis
Lineage: Eukaryota; Viridiplantae; Streptophyta; Magnoliopsida; Rosales; Moraceae
Product: beta-glucosidase 42
Exons: 13
Coding region: 67-1572 (501 amino acids)
Biological process (GO): carbohydrate metabolic process
Molecular function (GO): beta-glucosidase activity
Source: RefSeq, a predicted model, not a curated record